AUGGCAGCCCAAGUGGAUAACAUGACCAUGACGUACGCCUUUUCCUCUGUUUAUUAUUUGAGGACCAACAUUGGACUUUUUACGAGGUUUGGUGGACGAAAGAAGAUUUUAUGGGGAUGGGAUAGCCUCAAUUGA
Messenger RNA from Sclerotinia sclerotiorum 1980 UF-70, 135 nucleotides. RefSeq lists its product with no specific name. NCBI's taxonomy places the organism in Eukaryota, Fungi, Ascomycota, Leotiomycetes, Helotiales, Sclerotiniaceae. The record is from RefSeq and is a predicted model, not a curated record. The transcript has 2 exons. Bases 1 to 135 code for a protein of 44 amino acids.